UUCGAACACACAGCAGCGGGCAGCCAUGGAUGAUGAUACCAUUUUUCCUUCAGAUACCGAUCUAGACUUCAGCUUCACCAGCUCUACUUCCAAUACCUCCACCGAUUGCCGCACCUACACCUCAUCUAGUGCUCGUAGCAGUCUCACCCUCAGCUUCAACGAUUCUCGCCUCUCCACCACCUCCAACACCGGAGCACGACCGGCCAACUACAGUUCUAACCCACAUUGGUCUGCUAUCAACGCGGCCACCAACCUCUCCUCCGACGGCUCCUUGCACCUACGCCACCUCAAGCUCAUCCGCCACAUCGGCACCGGCAACCUUGGCCGUGUCUUCCUCUGCCGUCUUAAGGACUCGUACGAUGGCGUUAACUUCGCCCUCAAGGUCGUCGACAAAGAUGCCCUUACACCCAAGAAGCUCUCUCACGUGCAGAUGGAAUCCCAAGUUCUCUCCAUCGUCGAUCACCCUUUCCUUCCAACUCUCUACGCGCAUCUCGAGGUUUCACAUUACUCUUGUUUGCUGAUGGAUUACUGCCCUGGUGGGGACCUCCACGCCUUACUCCGUAAACAACCGGAGAAUCGUUUCCGAGUUAACACGGUUAGGUUUUUUGCUGCGGAGAUUCUGGUGGCGUUGGAAUAUCUACACGCGCAGGGAGUGGUUUACCGAGAUCUGAAGCCAGAGAACGUUUUGAUUAGAGAUGAUGGGCACAUAAUGUUGUCGGACUUUGACUUGUGUUUCAAUGCCGAUGUGGUCCCCACCAUCGAAACCACCACGUCAGUGUUUGUUGGGUCAACCAAGUUUAAGAGGAAAAAGAGCCGUUAUCCGGGUUACUGUUACGGAUGUUUCCGAGGGAAGCGGCGCCGCUGGAGAAUGGAGGAGGAGCAGAAAGUGGAACUGAAGAGAGAGUUUGUGGCGGAGCCCACGGCGGCGUUCUCGAAAUCGUGCGUGGGAACACACGAAUAUCUCGCGCCGGAAUUGGUGAGUGGUAACGGUCACGGUAACGGAGUCGACUGGUGGGCCUUUGGGGUGUUCGUGCACGAGCUAUUGUACGGGCAGACGCCGUUUAAGGGUGCUACUAAAGAGGCUACACUGCGCAAUAUAGCGUCGUCCAGGCCAUUUAGGUCCACGCCGGAGAGUGACGCGACGGUGGUAAGGGUUGGGGAGGAAGGGGAAGAGGAGGCCAGAGAUCUUAUACAGAGGUUGCUAGUGAAGGACCCGAGAGGGAGGCUAGGGUGCGCCAAGGGUGCCACUGAUAUCAAGAAGCACCAUUUCUUCGAUGGGAUUAAGUGGCCAUUGAUACGCACGUAUAGACCACCAGAGGAGGUUCGUGGUUUGCUAGGGUUGAGAAGGAAAUCGACGCAUGUGAGUAGUAGGGUUUCUGCAACUUCUUCUUCAUCUUCAUCUUCCUCGUCAAGGAGAAAACGUUGGUCGACUUGGAGUUGGAAGGGUUUGGGAGAUUUUCUGGGGUCGAAGAGGGUUUCCAAAAUGACUUAA
Telopea speciosissima is the source of this 1492-nucleotide messenger RNA. Its product is annotated as serine/threonine-protein kinase WAG1-like. Lineage: Eukaryota; Viridiplantae; Streptophyta; Magnoliopsida; Proteales; Proteaceae. Gene Ontology annotation, molecular function: protein serine/threonine kinase activity; ATP binding. Gene Ontology annotation, cellular component: cytoplasm; plasma membrane; nucleus. The record is from RefSeq and is a predicted model, not a curated record. Bases 26 to 1492 code for a protein of 488 amino acids. The transcript has a single exon. Gene Ontology annotation, biological process: protein phosphorylation.